This is a messenger RNA of Arachis stenosperma, 1131 nucleotides long. RefSeq lists its product as uncharacterized. The record is from RefSeq and is a predicted model, not a curated record. Gene Ontology annotation, biological process: telomere maintenance; DNA repair. Gene Ontology annotation, molecular function: DNA helicase activity. The transcript is spliced from 4 exons. Bases 1 to 1131 code for a protein of 376 amino acids. NCBI's taxonomy places the organism in Eukaryota, Viridiplantae, Streptophyta, Magnoliopsida, Fabales, Fabaceae.
AUGGGAUUCUUGAUAGAUCAUAACAAGUUUGUUUCUCCUAUUAAGGAAGUCACAGAGUUAGCAUCAGCUGCACAGCUAAGGAGGCUUUUUGUGAUAUUGCUGCUAUCUGGUUAUGGAAAGACCUUUAAUAAUGGGAAAUCAUUGAGAAAUUAUGCUGGCAUGUUGGUUCCUAAUACCUCUUUAGUUUCUCAAUUUAGCAAUUUGAUGCUGUUGUGUGAGUUGCAAUAUGAUACUAUUUUCUUUGACUCGAAUAAAGAUUUACCUUUUGGUGGGAAGGUGGUCGUUCUUGGUGGUGAUUUCAGGCAGGUCUUGCGAGUUAUUCCAAAGGGUUCUCGUGCUAAGAUUGUGAUGGCUUCCAUAAAUUCUUCUGUUCUCUGGAAAUAUUGUCAAUGUGGAACUGUGGUCAAUGAUAAACUUCUUGUUGAUAUUCUUUCUGAUAUAAUCAUUCGUGUUUUGGAAAAUCCAGUUAAAGAUAUUAUAAAUACAAUAUAUCCAAAUUUGGUUCAGAAUUUUUUUUAUCCAAGUUUUUUACAGAAUAAGGCAAUACUGGCUCUGACUGUCGAGAAUGUUGAAGAGAUAAACAAUUAUAUAGUUGACUUGUUGCCCGGUGAGGAGAAAAAUUAUCUCAGUGCUGAUUCGAUAUGUGGUAGUGAUGCAUAUUCUGAUGUUGAUAUUGAUUGGAUAAACGUUGAAUUCUUGAAUCAAAUUAGGUGUUCUGGUCUACCUAAUCAUUCUUUGAAGUUGAAAAUAGGCAUGCCUAUUAUUUUGUUGAGGAAUAUUGAUCUAGCUGGUGGUUUGUGUAAUGGAACUCGACUUGUUAUGCGAGAUAUAGGGACAAAUAUGAUCGGUGUAGAUGUUGUUUCUGGUAGCAAUGUUGGGGAUAAAGUUUUUAUCACCAGAAUGAAUUUGAUUCCCAGUGAUAUGGUUAUACCAUUUAAAUUCCAACGCAGACAAUUUCCAGUUUCUUUGUCGUUUGCGAUGACAAUUAAUAAAAGCCAGGGUCAGACAUUAUCAAUAGUCGGUUUGUUCUUGCGUCGUUCUGUGUUUUGUCACAGUCAACUUUAUGUAGCUCUUUUUCCCGAGUUAAGAAUAAAAAUGGUCUUAAGAUUUUACUUUGUGAUGAAAGAUUAA